Messenger RNA from Macroventuria anomochaeta, 543 nucleotides. RefSeq names its product DnaJ-domain-containing protein. The record is from RefSeq and is a predicted model, not a curated record. Lineage: Eukaryota; Fungi; Ascomycota; Dothideomycetes; Pleosporales; Didymellaceae. The coding region runs from base 1 to 462 and encodes 153 amino acids. The transcript has a single exon.
AUGUCGACACACUAUGAGAUUCUGGGUGUACAGCAAGACGCUACCCACGCAGACAUCAAAAAGGCAUACCGUUGCAUCAUGAUCAGGCAUCAUCCUGAUAAGAACCUGAACAUUCCAGAAAAUGACAAGGUCAAAAACGAGACGAUCACCAAGAACGCCAAUCGUGCCUGGGAGGUUCUUGGGGAUUCACAACGACGUAGAGAGUAUGAUGAGACGGAGCUGCGUCUAGCCAAACGUCAGAAGCGCGACGACUACAACCCUUACAACACAGCCUCAGGUUACGACUAUUCACGUUACAACCCCGACUCCGACCCCGACUCCGACUUCGGCUCCGAGCAGUAUGCACCUCAACCGCCGCGUCCACCAUCCCCACCACGAAAACAUCCACGAACACUACAGGUCCUUUCACACGAUUGGGCCAUGCCCAUCAUGGUCGAAGGUGACUAUGGGCCUUACGAGUGAGGGCCGGGCGCAGUGUACUGUGAAGAGAACCGGAUCUUUAUCUACAUGAAGGUACGCAAGGCUGAACACUUCAACCCCUAC